GCCAUUUCUGCCGACGGAUUUGAAGGCAAAGGAACAUAUUGGAAGAGGGGCGAUCGAAUCUUCGGGCUGGGCUUUAGUUCACCUGAUAUCUGUACAAGCUGACAUCUGGUUUCCUGGUGUAGGAUUCGGGGAUUUGAGGGGGAACUAUGGCAUGUGGAGCGACGCUCAAGCGCUCUAUGGAGUUCGAGGCCCUAAUGAGCCCGCAGUCUCCCAAGCGACGCCGGUGCGCUCCUUUACCCGGAUCCCCAGCCACCCCGUCUCCUCAGAGAUGCGCCAUUAGGCCCGAGAUGCAGCAGGGGCAACAACAGCCGCUUUCCCAGUUGGGAGGUGACCGUAGGCUGACUCCUGAACAAAUCUUACAGAAUAUCAAGCAAGAGUAUACUCGCUAUCAGAGACGAAGGCAGUUAGAAGGAGCAUUCAAUCAGUGUGAAGCUGGGGCUUUGAAUGAGGUACAGGCCAGCUGUUCAUCUCUCACAGCUCCAUCCUCUCCAGGGUCACUUGUUAAGAAAGACCAACCGACCUUUAGCCUGCGACAGGUGGGAAUACUUUGUGAGCGACUUCUGAAGGACCACGAGGACAAAAUCAGGGAAGAAUAUGAGCAAAUACUUAAUAUAAAACUAGCAGAACAAUAUGAAUCUUUUGUGAAAUUCACACAUGACCAGAUCAUGCGACGGUAUGGAGCAAGACCUGCAAGCUAUGUGUCUUGAGGUUUCCAAUUGCCACCUGGAUUCCAGCUUUGACUUCAAGUUUAUGGCUGCUCCACUUUCUUGCCACCUACGAGGUGCCACCGAUUUCUUUUUCUUUUUUUUGUCGCCUUCGUCGUUCUGAGGAUUUUCAAACAUUCAUUGGCUGCCUUCCGCUGUCUGAAAAAAAAAUCCCCCGAAUGGACCUUUUUGUUUUUUGUUUUUUCAUUUUGAUACUGCUCACAAUAUAAGUGACUGUUCUCUGCCACAUUGUAUUUGUUAGAAGGUUUUAAACAGCUUCAUCUUAUCACAUCCUGCCCUUCUAUGGCACAUGGACCAUUUCUUUAAAUGAAGUGACUUGUCAUUUAUUUUUCAUUUUAUUUGCCUCUGAUUAUUUAAUUAAGAGGAUUUUUAAACUGUGUUUGAUGCACUACAGUUAAGUUUUAAACACGUUUUAUGGUCCUUAAAGGAUAACGGGAGUAAGGACCGCGCAGGAUUUAACUUUGGCGUAUUUAGUGAAUAGUGAUUGUUAAUUGGUUGCUUUAUACUACAACCAUCCUCUCUGUUCUGAAAUCUGUAUGAAACUCUUUAUUUUAUAUUCUUUGUUUCAGACAGAAGAUUGUUUUAUGAAGUUUAUACUUUAAUAACUGCUAAAAAAAAAAAAAAUGGAAGCCUGUCUAGUUAAAGGGUUUUAUAAUUCACUUGGCAUGCAAAUGUGGAGUAUUUGUUCAUAUGGGCUGCACAAUUAAGUGUCAUUUCUCUUUAGGGGGGUGGGGGAGGAGGGUGGCAAUUCCUGGGAAUCCGUGUACACAGCCUUUCUAUAAUAUUGUGCCUCUAGUGUCCUUUUGUGGAAAUUACCACAGUUACUUUUGGUGGCUGAAAAUUGGGCCAAGUCAUAUGUUUUGAUAAGUUGGUAAGGGGAAGAGUGCAUAGCUUGCUUAUUUGCACAUCAUUUGCUGUAAUAGUCUGUAAUACCUUUUAAAAUUUCUAAAUAAAGAACAUUAAGUGCUGUUA
This is a messenger RNA of Xenopus laevis (African clawed frog), 1697 nucleotides long. RefSeq names its product akirin 1 S homeolog (gene akirin1.S). Gene Ontology annotation, cellular component: nucleus; chromatin. Gene Ontology annotation, molecular function: transcription coregulator activity. The record is from RefSeq and is marked provisional. Gene Ontology annotation, biological process: positive regulation of lamellipodium assembly; negative regulation of skeletal muscle satellite cell proliferation; positive regulation of transcription by RNA polymerase II. Lineage: Eukaryota; Metazoa; Chordata; Amphibia; Anura; Pipidae.